AUGCUGGUGCAUAUACCGGCUGGUCUUGAGGACGCACGUAGUGCGCGCCUCUUGUCUGUCCAACAGUGUCUCACUAUUGGAGAAAUUGUCGUGCUAGUGCCUAUGCCCUACACCAACGCCACUCACGAGUUCUUAGAACUUGUCUUCUCUUCUCAUGAGAAAGAGUUGGCGGCAGAUGUGGCUCAUAAAAAGCUGCAAGCUCUGCGUGAUGCAGGAAACUUCCCCUCUUCGCUAGCGGAAGUGAAAGUGCAGAACAAGUGGUCCUUGAAGGCAGACACCAAUGUUGCGAUGGGAGAAGUGACGGCAUCCGGCAGUAAAUCCGUGGAGUCCCUCAUAGACCGCAAGAAGAACAAGGUUGACUUUGUGAAGAGAGCGGCAAAAAGGAGGAGAGAGUUGACAGACCGAUCAGAGGGCGCAAGCAGAAGCAAUGAGCCCCCUCCCCCUGCCAAGAAAGGCAAAAAAGGUGGAGAGCCUUACAAGGGGAAGAUCAACAGGGUGAAGAAGGAUGGGAAGGGCAAAGGGAAAGCCCCCCAAAAAUAA
Messenger RNA from Serpula lacrymans var. lacrymans S7.9, 540 nucleotides. RefSeq lists its product as uncharacterized. The transcript is spliced from 3 exons. The record is from RefSeq and is a predicted model, not a curated record. Lineage: Eukaryota; Fungi; Basidiomycota; Agaricomycetes; Boletales; Serpulaceae. The coding region runs from base 1 to 540 and encodes 179 amino acids.